AUGGAGGAAAUAGCGGUGGUUGACGAUCUGCCAGAGAACGAGUGUGAGCAGAUUUUCGAUACCACUCAUAACCGUACCCCAGACGGCCGUUAUGUGGUACAGUUACCCUUGCGGCGAAAGUCAACGGAACUGGGUGACUCGUACACACUGGCAUUACAGCAAUUUCAUAGACUAGAGCGUCGUAUAGUCCUUAGAGAAAACUACAUUUCAUUUAUGAGAGAGUAUGCAGCACUUGAUCACAUGGAGAUAGUACAACCACCUUACAAUCACUCAAAUUGCUAUUACAUUCCUCAUCAUGCGGUCACAGCAAAGUUUCGCGUGGUGUUCAACGCUUCGGCACCUACCAGCACUAGAAUCUCACUGAACGAUGUUCAACUAGUAGGUCCAACGCUUCAGGAUUCGUUGAGUAUUAUACUUUUACGUUUUCGUCGCUAUCGAGUGGCGAUAACUGCGGAUAUAGAGAAGAUGUUCAGGCAAGUACUGGUUGCACCUAGACAUCGCCACUAUCAACGAAUUAUAUGGCGUGAGUCUCCUGCAGACGAUAUCCGAGUACAUCGCCUGAAGACUAUCACAUAUGGUAUGGCAUGCAGUCCUUACAAUGCGGUACGAACCCUGCAACAAUGUGCUUAUGACAAUUCCGCUGUGGUUCCUGACCUACAAUAA
Bactrocera tryoni is the source of this 663-nucleotide messenger RNA. RefSeq lists its product as uncharacterized. NCBI's taxonomy places the organism in Eukaryota, Metazoa, Arthropoda, Insecta, Diptera, Tephritidae. Bases 1 to 663 code for a protein of 220 amino acids. The record is from RefSeq and is a predicted model, not a curated record. The transcript has a single exon.